Messenger RNA from Lolium rigidum, 1169 nucleotides. Its product is annotated as ribosomal RNA small subunit methyltransferase nep-1-like. Gene Ontology annotation, molecular function: rRNA binding; rRNA (pseudouridine) methyltransferase activity. Gene Ontology annotation, cellular component: small-subunit processome; nucleolus. The transcript has 7 exons. Lineage: Eukaryota; Viridiplantae; Streptophyta; Magnoliopsida; Poales; Poaceae. Gene Ontology annotation, biological process: rRNA base methylation. Bases 72 to 974 code for a protein of 300 amino acids. The record is from RefSeq and is a predicted model, not a curated record.
AACCCUAAGCCUCUCUCUCCCUCUCUCCCUAACCAAAACCCCAGCAGCCCGAGGCAGCGCUGUGCGCGAAGAUGGGGCGCUCGUACGCAGCCAAGGGGAAGAAGAAGCGGAAGCUUGAGCAAGGCGGGGCCUUGCUCGCCCCCCCUCCGGUCGCCGACGAGGCGGAGGAAACACCAUGCGCGGUCAAGGGGAAGAAGCAGCGGAAGCUUCAAGACGAGGCGGAGGAGUUUGCUCCGCCGGAUGAAGAGGAGGGGGAUGCAACGGAAGGGGAAGGGGCGGCGGCUGAGGCCGAGGAUGUGGGAGAGGGGAUCCCCAUCAUGCCCCGGCCUGUUGACCCGAAGCGGCGGCCGGGCGUCAUCUUCGUGCUCGAGAGGGCCUGCCUCGAGGUCGGCAAAGUGGGCAAGGCUAUGCAAAUCUUGAAUUCGGAUGAUCAUGCUAAUUAUUUGAGGAAGCAGAAUCGCAAUCCAGCAGAUUAUAGGCCUGAUAUCAUUUACCAGGCACUACUAGCAAUAUUUGAUAGUCCUCUAACUAAGGCUGGGAGGUUACAAGCUGUUUAUGUUAGGACUGAAAAAGGAGUGUUGUUUGAAAUCAAGCCUCAUGUUCGCCUGCCACGAACAUUCAAACGCUUCUGCGGUUUGAUGUCACAGUUAUUGCAAAAGUUGAGCAUUACAGCAGAGGGGACACGUGAGAAGCUCCUUAACGUUAUUAAAAAUCCUGUUACCAAGUAUCUACCUGUUGGUGCACGGAAGAUUGGCCUUUCCUAUAAGGCGGAGAAGUCGGUUAAUUUGUUUGACUAUGUUGCUAAAAGCAAUGAUGAUGAGCAGCUUGUAUUUGUGGUUGGUGCCAUGGCCCAUGGAAAGAUUGAAAAGGAAUACUCGGAUGAUUACAUACAGAUUUGCAGUUACCCUCUCAGUGCUGCCUGCUGCUUAAAUCGAAUAUGCAGUUCCCUGGAGCAGAAGUGGAACAUCCGAUGAUAGGGAUUUUUGAAAUCGAACAUUUUAUCUUUGUGAUGAUAUUAUUCUGUGCUCGUAGCAAAUAGUGUUGUCCUUUCUCCUAUCAUAUGUCUACUGUAUUCAUUUUGUUGAGGACUUCCAAGAUCAUGCUGGAAACGUAUUAACAUGAAUGUUUUCAAGUGAUUAUGAUCCUUACAAUUUAGUCAUUUUUGGUGA